UUCCAAGUUUGUUUACUUCAUUGAAUUAAAUAAUUUUUAUAUUAGAAAAUAGUUUUUAGAAAAAUAUUUGUUUUAAUUUAGUAAUAUAAUGGCUUUAGUUUUAAGUAACAUGUGCAGAACUUGUUUGGAAACGGAGAAACCGUGUAUGAUUCCUUUAUUCGAUAAAAAGCCGGGUAAAGCUUCAAGUGUAUUUGAAAUGUUUCAAUCAAUCACCUCUAUUAAAGCGGAAAUCAAUGACGGUUUACCAGAAAAAAUUUGCAUUGCAUGCUUCACAGAAAUUAAUAGGGCUUAUUCAUUCAAAAUCAAAUGCGAAGCCUCCGAGCAGACCUUAAGAAAAUUGAUUGGAAUUAGUAAGAGUGAGAAUGAAGAAAACUAUAGUAGUGAUGAAAAUGUAAAGACUGAAAUUGGAGAGAAUGAUGAAGUAGAACUUGAAAACACCACAGGCACAAAAAAAGCGGAGACAUAUUACGAUAAGGAUGAACAUUUCGAAGAUAAUAUAGAUAACAUAGAUGAUUCAGAAUUUUCAGAUGGAAAUGAAGACUUGUUAAUGAAUAAUAAAUUAGUCUUAAAGAAUGAUACUGAGUAUAUAUUUGAAGAAGAGCCAUCUAACCCUGAAAAAAAGGAAUCAAAUAGCCAAGGUUAUGGGAAAAGUAAAAACGUAGAGGACCAUUUGCAGGACGGGAACUCAGAGACUUCAAAUUUAUACAAAACACUUAAAAUAAAUGAAAACGACCCUGAUGUUACCACUGAAAUUCCUAAUAGUACUUCAGAAUCAUCCACGACUGGGAAAAAAAGGUCAAAAGAACCCAUUAAAUGUCCACAUUGUCCAUCAGAUUUUGUGUUUUUAAAAAAUUUGAACAAACAUUUAGAAUGGCACAAAAAAGCUUUCGAAACACAAUCACACUUUAAGAAGAAUACGGCUGAAAUAGCUCCAGCAGAGAAUGAAUGUGCAAUAAGUCUCCCAAAAGAAGAAAUAGUUUUUGAAACAUCAACUAUUGGAGUUCAUGGAGAAGAAAUUUUAACAGCUACAACAAUUGAUGAAAUAGUUGAAGAAUCUGCUAUUGAACCGAUUGUAAAGGAUAUACCAGAAAGUUGUGCGUAUAAUUGCGAAAACUGUGGAGCUGGUUUUCAGACAGAAAGAUCUCUAAAUUUUCACAGAAAACUAAAUCGGUGUACAGAAAAGCAAUUCGAGUGCCUGGUUUGUCACAAAAUAUUUAUAAGUAAAGUUACUUUAAUAGAGCAUAUAAAAAUUCACACUGAAAAUUUUCAAUGCUCAAAAUGUAUGAAGGAAUUUGAUUCAGAAGAGGACUUUAAAAAUCACAUGGAUAAUGAACAUGUUUCUGGAAAAUCCAUUAAAAAUCAAUGCCCCAUAUGUAAAAAAUGUUUUACAAUGCUCUCUGCUUUAAAGGAUCAUAUGAGAGUACAUAGCGGAGAAAAGCCUUUUAUUUGCGAAACAUGUGGAAGAGGGUUUAGUCAAAGUACGAAUCUUAAACAGCAUACUAUGAGGCAUUCCAAUACUAAACCAUUUAAAUGUGCGCAAUGUCCUUGUGAAUUUGUAAGCAAAGGUGAACUGAACUCUCAUAUGAGGAAACAUACAGGCGAACAUCCAUUUGUUUGUGACACUUGUGGAUCAGGCUUCACAACAUCAUCAAGUUUAAAAAAGCAUAUUCGUAUUCACACUGGGGAGAGACCUUAUGCAUGUGAUUUUUGUCCUAUGAGGUUUGCUGCUUUAGGCACUCUUAAAAACCAUAGACGAACUCAUACUGGCGAAAAACCAUAUUUGUGUAGAUUUUGUGGGAGAGGUUUUGCUCAACAAAGCGAUCGUGUUACACAUGAAAGAACUCAUACUGGAGAACGACCUUAUGUGUGUUCUGUUUGCGGUUCAGCCUUCCAGCAAAACGGAGCUCUUAAGAUUCAUAUGAAAUUACAUGCCGACGGACGUAAUUCACAAUCUACUGCAAAGAAAAGAAAGAUAAACAAUGAUAGUGAAAAGAAGACCGAAUCACUUCCAGAAACGAACUAGUUAUAAAAUAUACUUCUAUUUGUAUGUGAAUAUUGUAGAGCUAAGAUAGUGAAUACAAAAGUCUUUUUUAAUUUAAAAAUUGAUAUUAUAUUAAAAUUGAGUAUUUUUCGAUAAAUUCCA
Messenger RNA from Condylostylus longicornis, 2143 nucleotides. RefSeq names its product zinc finger protein 436-like. The coding region runs from base 89 to 2023 and encodes 644 amino acids. The transcript has 9 exons. Gene Ontology annotation, molecular function: zinc ion binding. Lineage: Eukaryota; Metazoa; Arthropoda; Insecta; Diptera; Dolichopodidae. Gene Ontology annotation, cellular component: nucleus. The record is from RefSeq and is a predicted model, not a curated record.